AUGAAAUCCUUUGAAUCGCGCUCUUCCGUCGAGUAUCCUCGAAAGCGUGCAUCAAUCGCAUGUAAUUUCUGUCGUCAUCGGAAACGGAAGUGCGAUGGCCAAAAGCCUACAUGUGGACUCUGCACCGACGCCGGGGCACACUGUGUGUAUCAAGAAAGCGAGAGAGUGCAGGACAUCCCGUCAGAAAUCCUGGCCCGCUUGACCCAUUUGGAGACCUUGAUCGAGGAACAAAGAGAUGCCAUCAAGGAGCUCACCAUCCGAGUGUCCUCUGCCUCACCUCAAUCAGACCAAGUUGAUUAUCGACCAAAGACCACCGUCUAUCCCACCCAGCCACGAUACGACUGGGACCCGUCACCAGACCAUGUAUAUGGUGAUAGGUCUUUAUUCGGACCCUCGUCACUAGAACGGCCAUACAGCCAUCCAUUUAGCAUUACCCCAGGCCACCACACCCCAACAGGAAGCUUGUUUGCAUUGGGGCAAAUCAAGGAACUGAUUGGUGAAUACCCCGAAGACUUUUUCAGGCAGCUAGAAUGGAAGCGCCCACUCCUCGGCCUGCAACUCCCCGGUGUACCUCGAAGUUUCGAACAAAUCGACCGCAAUCUUUUGCUACCACAAGUCACCAAGCCUCUGAUCAAUGAGUUUCUCAAAUGCGUCCAUCCCUUCUUUCCGAUCAUCGACCCGCAGCUACUACAGACAUUAUUCGAGACCUUCUCGACAUACACCAAAGUUAAUAGCGUCCAAACCUCACUAUAUCUUCUCAUUCUUGCCCUCGGAAAGGUCUCCUCGAAUCCAGAAAGGAUCUUUGAUAUUGAAGCGGACAAAGAACUGAAUGGGAUGGAAUACUUCGCUCCCGCAUAUAAUUAUGUGAACGACACAGUGGUACAGCAGUCAUCGAUGGCGGACGAGCUACUACCACUGGCCCUAUUCUUUGCUUCCUUGUAUUUGCGUUACAUAGGGCGCCCUAUUCCCGCAUGUUUCGCCAUUCAGAGUGCAUCUCGAACGGUGCAACAUGUGAUUACCGAGCAGCAGAAAGUGAGAACGGUGUCUGGCCUAGCUCCGCUAUAUCGGACAGCCUGGGGCUGUUUCAUCCUCGAGUGUGAUGACCUGGCGGAAUUCGAAUUUCCCCCCACCAAUAUCCAGGACCUUGCUGAUAGGAUGCCCUUUCCUGAGUUUCCUGCGUUUGGGGAUCCAGAAGAAAGCCGACAGUGCCACACGCUAUUCCUCGCAAUGACCUCAAUUCGCAAGAUUCUCAACAGUGUGCACAACACUCUUUAUGCAAAGCCUCAACCGGAAAACUACCAUUCCUCCUCUCCCUCUCGACACGCAAGUGAGACACCCAGCGUACCUCCGCAAAAGCAACCGAUCGCGUCUCUCAAAACCAUCAGCAAGGAGCUCGAUCGGCAAGUGGAAGUAUGGGUCCAGAGCAUCCCAGCAUACGCCAGGCCAUCCCUAAACAGUCCCAUCUUCCCUGGCCAUCCUUACCACACUCCCAUUCUCGCCCGGUAUUAUGCAACCAAACACAUCAUCGGUCGCCCGAGUCUUCUAUAUGCCGCCAACAAUCAGACCAGCAGCGUGUUGCCGGAGUACAUUUGGAAUAACUGUACCGACUGCGUGAUCAACUGUCGCAAAUUCCUACAGACGGCAUCGAUCCUUUUGAGGAAAAGAACUCACUCAACUUGGCUAAGAACGCAAGCAGUACUGGCGGCCAUCUUCACUCUCGCAAUCGCUAAAAGGACCCCGUCUCUGGAGGCACUUGUACCAGAUUUCGACGAGCUGGUAGCGGGGGCGAUUAAAUCCAUUGAGCCAUGGGCGCGGCAUUCAGAAUCGUCAGAUACUGUCGUGGGCAUGUUGAAGACCAUCCGACAGAAGAUGCGAGUGAUGGUCAGGGGUCAUAUCCAGGGUGUUCGACUAGCAGGACAGCCCUCUACCUGGGAUAUCCAAAUCGAAUACUCUGCAGCUUCCCCCAGAGGUAAAGUCACAUCGGUGACGCCGCAUGAAUCUGCCAGGCCUACCUCAGAAACCAUCGAAUCCCCUUUAGCCCUACCAGCCUUGACACACCCGCACAUCCACCUCGACAAAGCCUUCAUACACAGUGCACCUGAAUAUGCCGCCUUCCUACCAUCAACCGGCACGUUCCAGGAGGCCCUGUCCUCAACAACGAAAGCCAAACAACAAUUCAACCACUCCGAUCUCCUCAAAAGAGGAGAAUGGUUACUUGCCGAGUCCACCGCAGCAGGCGUUACGGCAAUGCGAGCAUUCGUCGAGGUAGACCACACAGUGCAGCUAGUCUGUCUAGACGCCGCUGUCGCCCUUCAGUCACAAUGGAAAGACAUCUGCGAUAUACAAAUCGUCUGCUUCGCACAGGAUCCCAUAUUCUCCACCGAACACGGAGACCAAAAUAUGAAAGUCUUGGAACUUGCUCUGCAGAAAUACCCGCAGGUAGAUGUACUCGGGACAACACCGUACGUCGAAUCAAGCGUGGAGGCCGCAAAGCAGAACAUCGACUGGGCAAUUUCCCGUGCUCUACAAUUGGAUAAGCACGUCGACUUCCAUCUCGAUUAUAACCUCGAUUCAAAGAGAGAGCCGUUACUCUGGCAUGUUCUACAAACUCUCAAACAACGGAACUGGACCGCACAGUCGACGGAUAAACGUGUCAUGCUGGGCCAUUGUACGCGACUGACUCUACUGACGGAAACCGAAUGGACUCGGCUCGCGACUGAGAUCAAGGAGAAUAACCUCCCGGUCAGCUUUGUCGGUCUACCAACGAGUGAUAUCUACAUGGCGUCGGCUGGGGUUCGUGAGUGCGGAGCACCGCAGGAUCGUCCCAGGGGCACUCUACAAGUCCUCGAGAUGAUCAAAAGGUACGGUCUGGAUGCGGUGAUUGGUGUGAACAAUGUGGGCAAUUCGUUCACGCCGUGGGGUCUGCCGGAUCCGCUGGCGCUGGCUUGUCUUGGUGUGGGCAUUUACCAGGCUGGGAGUCAGGCAGAUGCUGAGCUUCUGUAUGAAUGUGUGUCGACGCGGGCGAGGAAGGCUAUCGGGCUUGGAUCGUCGAGUAAAGGGCUUUGUAUAGUGGCUGGGCGUCAGAUGGAUCUUUUGGUGGUUCAUUGCAGAGAUGAGACUGGGUGCGGUGUGGGGAGGCCGCGGAGGAAUGUUGCGGAGGUUGUGUGGACUCCGCCGGGGAGUUUGAAUAGGGAUGUUGUUUUUGGUGGGCAUCUGAGGGUCUCGCCGUUUGUAGAUGCGGAAUCGGAGGGGUUUUAUCAGUUUGGUUGA
Messenger RNA from Penicillium bovifimosum, 3270 nucleotides. Its product is annotated as putative zinc metallopeptidase. Gene Ontology annotation, biological process: regulation of DNA-templated transcription. The transcript has 7 exons. Bases 1 to 3270 code for a protein of 1089 amino acids. Lineage: Eukaryota; Fungi; Ascomycota; Eurotiomycetes; Eurotiales; Aspergillaceae. The record is from RefSeq and is a predicted model, not a curated record. Gene Ontology annotation, molecular function: zinc ion binding; hydrolase activity, acting on carbon-nitrogen (but not peptide) bonds, in cyclic amidines; DNA-binding transcription factor activity, RNA polymerase II-specific.